UGUGUUGUGUUUUGUUUUGGUUAUGACUGCUCGAUUUUUAUUCCUGGUAUCCUGGUGUCCAAGAAAACGGAACCUAAACCGGCCUUUAUUCAAUAGUAAUACCAAUUAUUAAAGAAGUGCAAUCCAUCAACGUGUCGGAAUCAGCUCAUUUGUUGGUAAUCAGCAGGCAGAAUUGUGAGAGUUGUUGAAGUGAUGGAUUGAGCGGAAGUAAAAAAACAGAAAUAAAAUGGACAACACGGUGUUCGUCAAAGACAUCCAUGCUGGCAUGAAAAAUAUCAACAUUACUUUCAUUGUUUUGGAUAUUGGUCUCCCUGUAACUCUCAAAGAGGGAAGAGAAGUUCGCUCAUUGAAGGUUGCUGAUGCAACUGCAUGCAUUAAUUUAUCUCUUUGGGAUGAGCCCGGUCAACUGCUGAUGCCUGGGGACAUCGUCAAGCUCACCAAAGGUUAUGCUUCCAUAUGGCGGAACUGUCUGACUCUAUACUCUGGCAAGAACGGUGAUGUGGAGAAAUUAGGAGACUUUUGUAUGGUAUUUAAUGAAUCUUUAGACAUGAGUUUACCUACCUCUAAUUCAGUCAAUCAAAAUUCAAGUUGUAGUUUUAAUAGCACUGUAAAUAAUGGGAAUUCCAAUAAUCGUAGCUCAAACCCCAAAAUUCAUGAAACACAUGCGACUUCCAACAAUGCCGCACCUGGCAAGUUUACGGAGCCUGCCGGUAAAUUACCUAGCAAGUCUACCUCCCGAGGAAGAGGAUCCAUGAAAAAUGCUCCCAAAUCAGAAAGGAGGUGAUCCUGGUAUUUUAAACUUGUUUUUUUCCUUGUUUGUAGACAAUUAAUUUUCCUAAGCUAUUUGUCUUACCUUCUUUCUGAUUUCUUAGCUUUUAUCAAUUCAUUUUCUCUUUAACUUAUCUAUAACUCCUGAAACCAGUCUGACAAACUCCAUUAAUUGUAACUGUUUUUAGUAUACAGAAGUGAUAAAAUUAAAUUCACUGUGAGCAUUUAUUUGAGUUGCUGUUUUAAAUUUUAGUUUAGAAAGCUCAUAGAAUGGGUUAAUUUACAAUUAGCUCAAGAAGGACUGAGCAGGCAUCUAUUCCUCAUCAUUUUUGGCACAAGAAAAACAGUGAGGACACGCGAGUCUUUCAAGACAUUGUCCCUGCUGCAAAAUAAUGCUUGAUUUUACGGUCCUUAAAGUCCUUGAAGCUACUUCACUUUAUUUCUUCUAAAAUUCAUCUUUCUUUAUUUUCAACACUGCAUGAAACUAAUACAAGUUUGUAUUAUUUAGGUGAAAUUUAAUUAUUUUAAUAAUAUGUAUUACAGAUUUUUAAAAACUGUUCUAUUUUGUGAAGGUCUCUUUAACUUCUGUCUAGUGCAUAAUGUAUAAGAUUCAUGUAGUAAAGUACAAGUUUAAAAUGGAAAGAAAAUCUGUACAGUUUAUCAUCAAAUUUUUCUUCUGCAAAUUUUCUGGCGUAUUUAAUGAGUAACACUAAUGGAUGGUUCCUGGGGGAGAAAUGAAUCUCCCCCUCUUCUCAGAACUCUUGGAUCAAUCUGUAUGUAACCACAUUAAGGGGAAAAAAGGCUAAAAAUUUAUCUCUGUGCUACAUCCAAAGAGCGGGAGAUAAGAAAAUUGUUUUGAAGGCACAAAACCAAUGAACCUUAACAGAAACGUACUUUUCAAACGUUCUAAUUUUUUUGUGGUAAUGAUUUGUUUUGAUGUCGGGCAAGAAUCCCUUUUUAAUGUAUCCACUCACCGUCAAGGUGAACGCCUUUGCUUUGUAAAUGUUUUAUUGGCUUCUUCAAAGUCAUCAUUAAGAAGUUACAUAGCAUGAGUGAACCACCUACAAUCAUGGAUGAUUUAAUUAGUGCUAGUACUUAAUUCAGAGAUUUUUGUCUCCAAUUUUUGUAUAGGUUAGUGUGUAUUUCACAAUAUCAGACCUACGUAAAGCUUAGAAAUGCGUGCUGCAUUUUAAGAAUGUAAAUAUUUAUUUUUAUUUUAUCUAUUGUAUCCCCUCAGCUGUUAUUGUUAUGUUUGCCUUGUAAGUCUCUCUGUAAAAAUAAACAAAUAUACUUUCAACAUGAAACUGG
This is a messenger RNA of Bemisia tabaci, 2076 nucleotides long. Its product is annotated as SOSS complex subunit B homolog. Gene Ontology annotation, biological process: double-strand break repair via homologous recombination; response to ionizing radiation; mitotic G2/M transition checkpoint. Gene Ontology annotation, cellular component: SOSS complex. NCBI's taxonomy places the organism in Eukaryota, Metazoa, Arthropoda, Insecta, Hemiptera, Aleyrodidae. Gene Ontology annotation, molecular function: DNA binding. The record is from RefSeq and is a predicted model, not a curated record.